Messenger RNA from Penaeus monodon (black tiger shrimp), 3564 nucleotides. RefSeq names its product cell cycle control protein 50A-like (gene CDC50). Bases 115 to 1206 code for a protein of 363 amino acids. Lineage: Eukaryota; Metazoa; Arthropoda; Malacostraca; Decapoda; Penaeidae. Gene Ontology annotation, cellular component: Golgi apparatus; endoplasmic reticulum; plasma membrane. The record is from RefSeq and is a predicted model, not a curated record. The transcript is spliced from 8 exons.
CACCCUCAGAGAGUAUAAAAGGCUAGUAGUCAUUUUUACAAGACUUCGCUUGGAGAAGUUCAGGAAUUGGGUUUCGUCAACAAGGCGAGGAAGAACCGAAGGACCUUCGUGAAAAUGUCCGCUCAAGUUCCUUCCGAACAGAGCAAAGCGAAAAAUUCAAAAUUUAAACAGAAAUUUAAGCAGCAGAGACUCCCAGCAUGGCAGCCGAUCCUCACAGCUGAUACAGUCCUUCCAGCAUUUUUCCUCAUUGGUCUUCUGUUCAUCCCCCUGGGGGUGGCUCUUCUCUACUUCUCAGAAAAUGUACAAGAGUUCCAGUUAGAGUACACAGAUUGUGAGAGCAUCUCCCAUCAGUUAGCUGAUGGAACAAAGAGGCAGUGUAAGGAAAUUAUAAAAGAAACUACUGAUGUCUGCACGUGUCGCAUUAACUUCAACAUCUCAGAAACUUUUGAAAAGAAUGUUUACCUUUACUACGGCUUAGAUAACUUCUACCAAAAUCAUCGUCGCUAUGUUAAGUCUAGGGAUGAUGACCAGUUGUUGGGAAGAGUAAACCCUACUGUUAACAGCGACUGCAAGCCUUUUGCAACUGAUACUGAUGAUAAAAUCUUUGCACCCUGUGGAGCAAUUGCCAACUCAAUGUUUAAUGACACGUUGAGGUUGUUCCGGAAGAAGGACGAUGAAAACAUAAAGUUGAUCAAGAAAGGCAUUGCUUGGCCCUCAGAUAGGAAGUUGAAAUUUAGAAAUCCUGAAGGAGCCUUGAAUGAGACUGGUGCAUUCAAAGACACUGUCAAGCCUCUCUACUGGACUCGUAGUGUAUGGGAGCUUGACCUAGAUGACCCUGAUAAUAAUGGCUAUAGGAAUGAGGACUUGAUUGUCUGGAUGCGCAGUGCAGCUUUUCCCACCUUCCGUAAACUGUACCGCAAAAUUGACCACAGCCAGGAGGGCUUUAUCAAUGGACUCCCUGCAGAUCGUUACUAUUUGGAGGUUGACUACAAUUACCCAGUGGAUUCAUUCGGUGGCAAGAAGCGAAUGAUUCUCUCCACAACUAGCUUCUUGGGUGGCAAAAAUAACUUCCUUGGUAUUGCCUACAUCACAGUGGGAGCUAUUUGUCUCCUGCUUGGGAUCAUUUUCCUUAUUAUCCACAUCAAAUUUGGAAAGAGGGCUGGUGAUCAGCUGAGUAUAAACCAGAACACGCCAUACAGUGACUAGAAGAAUUUUGUUUCAUAUGAAGUCAUAUCUUAUUGUAAAAUUUCCAAAGAAAUGGAAGAGUUUCAGUGUUGGUAAUAACAAUUCGGAAACACGGUCUCUUUCAUUUUUUUAUUUAUUUGACUAUCAUUUGUGAUACCUGGAUAAAGUGAGUUUGUUUUAGAUUCUCAAAUGCAGGACCAAAGAACUAUGUGAGUACCAGUGAUAGAUAAGCUUUUUUCUUCUUAUGGAUUUUUUUUAAUAAGAAAUCCCAGAUAAUUUCUGUAUAGCACAUUCCCUUUUAAUAUAUUUGCUGGGUAAGGUGACUUUUUCAGCAUCAAAUUUUAUAAAUUGCAGUUUAGUUAUUUAUUAUAUAUCGUAAAAUUGCAAGCCAUAGCAUUUAGGGAAAAAGUGAAAUCUGUUAUUUGUAUAUCACAAUUUAGAGGUUCAUUAGGUGGCUCUUGAUGGUACUUGAUACGUUUAAAUGCUUCGUGAAAGGUAAGGAUAUUUCUUAUGAAGCUUUCAAGUCGGCUUUACCCUCAUAGCUUAUAAAAUUGCCCCAAGUAUUGCCCUGCAUAUGCUAAGAAAUGGUUUAUUAUGAAAAGAUAUAGCAGAAGUAAAGAUAAAUUAGUUGCAUAUUUUAUUAUAAUUUUUAUGAAAGGGUGCAUUGAGAAAUUUUCUUCUUUUUUCCCCAUUUUUCAUAUUUCAUCUCAGGGUUGAAUUAGAGAUUAAAAUGAACUUAACUUUUAUUGAUUAAUACAGACUAUGAUGCCAUCACCUCAAAAUUAUGUUGCCAUUUGUCCGAGGAUAGGUUGUACUUAAUGAUUAAGAAGAUAAUAUUUGAAUAGUUACUAUGAGACUCGGGUAUUGGGGUUUUGGGUGCAUUUGAGGCCACCUUGAAUAUUGGUUUUAGUAGAUGGUAGACACUAGCCUUUGGUUCAUUGUAUUUUCAUAGGUCGAUUCUUGUUUAUUUCAUUAUUGGUAUUAAAAAAAAAUAUAUAGGAGUUCUACACAUGUGGUAAUGAAGUUAAGUAUUAUGUUCUUAAAUAAUUGCUUUAUUAUUGAUAAGGAUCUUCUGAUUAUUUAUUUUGCCAAUAAUUUUUUUUUUUUUUUAUAAGGUCUUGAAAAGGGAUCAGUAUUAUUUCUUUCUGGAUAUGCUAUGACUCUGAUUUUUAUUUAGUUUGGGUGAAGUGGCCUUAAAUAUUAAUUUUAUGAUAAAGCAAAAAAGAGAAAAAAAAAAAAAUUGUAAAAAAAACAAAUUGAUUCUUCACAGAAAUGUGAAGAUAAAUGAAGCAUAUUCACUGGUGCUUUACUCCUAAUAUUUUUUCCUUAUGGCACCUGAAAAUUUCUGUUUCAAAAUCUUUCAGACACAUAAAGAAUAAAAGACUUGAUUGGAUUUAGCUUGCAGUGGAAUAUUUGUAUAUAUGUAUGGAGAUACAUACAUAUAUACAUACAUAUUUACAUGCUUAUAGGUAAUCAUAAAAUAUUUUUUUGUAUUCUGAAAUUUCAUUGCACAUAAUUUGAUUUUUAUCUUUAAAAAGUCAGAACAAAUACAUAAAAUAUAAGUAUUGUGGCUAAUAUUAAUUUUCAUUAUAGCUUACAGCUGUAAAUGUAUAUAAGAAUAUAUAACCAGUUCACAGUGCCAGUAUAAAUAUUCUAUUAUUAUAUGUGAGAUACAUAGCACAUGCAAUUUAUGUUGAGCUGUGGCAAGAAGUAUGCUUGUUAUGGGUGGACAUUACUAGGUCACUUAUCAGAAUGUGUAGGAACUUGCUAUCAUACUUCUUGCAACACAACUUAACCUUACAUGUUUUUUUUAUUUUUAUUAUUAUCAUAAUUAAUAUUAUAUAAAUAGUUUUUAAUAAUUUUUAGCAGACUGAAAAUAUUAUAGUCAUUGGUCAUUUUCCUGUCAACUUUUCCUCAUUUGCAUAUGGUAUAUAUCAUACAAUGUGAAGACUUUUGUGUUUGUGAUAUGUAUAGCAAAAAAUACAAUAGUUUAUUUCAUCAGUCUAUUUAAUGUAAAACAUAUAUAUUCUUGUUGAAGCAAUGUGGUAGUAGUUAGUGUUGUAAAAUGUUGCAUUCCAUAUAUUAGAUGUUAUAAAAUAUUUAUGGUCACUUGACUAAAGGAUUUCAUGUAUUCGUAAGAUAAGAUUUAAAAUUUCUAAGGUAAUACAAGAAAAUUCUGAUUUCAGAUUCAAAAAUGUGUAAAAAUAAAUUCUGACUAUCUGUUGUCACGAAGGUUAGAAAUUUUUUCACCUUUUCCUUUGUUUGAUUAUUUUCUAUUUAUUUGAAUUUAUAUGUUCACUUCAUUUCUUGUGUGUCUGAUUUAUGAAUUUGAGGAGUGUAAUUGUUUCAUCUAGUCCAAUAAAGUCUGUUGUAUGAAAA